Molecule: messenger RNA, 1451 nt
Organism: Pimephales promelas (fathead minnow)
Lineage: Eukaryota; Metazoa; Chordata; Actinopteri; Cypriniformes; Leuciscidae
Source: RefSeq, a predicted model, not a curated record
CAGGAAGCAACUGCAGCUUGUUUGAAUUCAAAGGGUGGGGCUACAAGUUCAGAUAUGAGGAGAAAAUAUGAGGUUCAUAUCUGAAAAACACCAGAAAGAGACAUUCAAACAGACAGAUAAAGAGGUGAGACGUUCAGCACAUGGCCCUUUAGCUGCAUACACUAUCAAACUCGAGACUAAGUUUCAGUCAGUGGACGUCAAUUGGUGAAACGAGGCAAGACAACCUGCUGCAGUUGGCCUGACUACAUACAGUCAGACUACAUACCAAGUCAGACAUGGAGGAUUUGAAUGUGACCCACAGCCCUUCUCUAUCCGUAAGCCAAACGGAUCCAGCUCCACAGACCACAACAUGGAUUUUACACAAUGCCACAUAUCCAGUUCCCAUUGCAGACGAAUCAGUGAAUUUCGGACUUUUGGGAGUCUCUGUAAUAGCAGUUUUUGUGAUGAUACUGCUAAUGAUGGUAAUGGUUCUCCGCUACAUUGCCCAUCAGAAAGGUACAUAUUACACCAAUGAGGAGGACUUAGCGUUUAAGAGUGACCCGGAGGUGCAGGAUGUCUCAGAAAGUCUAGAAGAUCCAGAAGAAGAGGAGCCUUAGUAUCUUCUGGCGGGAAGCCUUUGGGACGUUUCCUGUGUGAAAUGUUUCACUGCGAGCGACAGAAGGAUCUGUCGUGUCUCAUCUUCCUUUUCACUCCAAUCACAUAUGCCUUUUCCAACAGAUGUCCUUUUCUGAUGGCUUUACACUCAACCAUUCCAAAACUAAAAUAGGUUCCCAUGUGCGUUAGCACUUGUGAGCAAAUUAUUAUCCUCUGAGUGUUAAAGAAUUCUUAAAUGAUAUUAAAAUGUGAUGUUUCUUUUAUACUGUAAACAUUUACCCUCAUAAAUUAACACAUUCAUGUCUCCAUUUAGUAAUAUUUGCAUAAUAUUAAACAUAAUAUGAAGUUCUUUUGCUAAUUUACACCAAUUUGAAUGACUUCAAUAAGAUAAUAAUAUGAAACUGUCCAUAAACUUCGGAACAGAUGUGUGUCUGUCUAUAUAUAUAUAUAUAUAAGUUCAGUAUAAAAUUAAACGUGUGUGUGUGUGUUUGUUUUAUGGAUUUUAAUAUGAACUAGCCUAAAAAAACUAAAAUGUUGUAUUAUUGUAUUAUUUUGUGUUUUGUUUGUAAGCGUCAGAAAAAAAUAUUUUAAGCUAUGUAUUGCUUCAAUUACGAAUAAAAUGAUUACAGAAAUCGGUAAAAGGCCAUUUCAAAGUUUUGCAUGUGAACAGACAUAAAUAUAGACACUUAUUAACAUUCUUGUGAGCUAAAAAACUAAUAAUAAGGACCAUGAUUUGACCUUUGAUUCGUGUCAUAUAUCUGUGUGUGACUGUAUAGAGUGGCAAUUUUAAUGUACAGAAAUAUAGACGUUUCGGGGGAUUAGAAGAAUCCAAGUAAAUAAAACUGAGUAUUGCUUCA